Messenger RNA from Dermacentor andersoni, 1124 nucleotides. The record is from RefSeq and is a predicted model, not a curated record. NCBI's taxonomy places the organism in Eukaryota, Metazoa, Arthropoda, Arachnida, Ixodida, Ixodidae.
UUGUUCUCUAUUCCUUGCUGCCACCUUUGCACGGCAAAACUUUGCACUCGCAGGGUGCUGGCGUGGCAACGCUUUCAAUGGUCGUUUACCAACUUUGCCACAUAACGGCCAUUAUUCGGAGUGGACGAAGGCCUCCCAGAAUGGCAGCCUCACUCGACAGCUGCCCAGGAAAUGAAAGCAGCAUUGUUUCAGCUAUAAAUGCUACAUUCGUCGACACUCACAGAGAGCUCGAAGAAUCAUUUGUCCUCUUUCGUAUGUCCUACCUGUGGACUAGCUUUUUUGCUAUAUUUGCUACGGUUAUAAUUGGCGUUGCCGUGAGUGCUGCCACAGGCGAAAUGAAGAAUGCAAAAUGGCAAUAUCAUCUUUCUUGUGGCGGGGCUGUCGCGUUUUGGAGAAAACUGAUGGCACAUUGUCGGGAAGAGAAAGUUCAGGAAGCGAUUAUACCGAACACAAAUGGAGAGCAGCACAGCCAGAAACAAGAAAUUGAAAAGCUCGUCCCAUACACAAAAGAGACAAAUAUUUAGACGCCGCCACACAGCACGCUAUGUCUGCUGUUAGUUGCUCAGUCUUUUACCAGUCUCAAAUAGUCUCAAGGAUUUUGUUUAUAGUUAUUAGUUCAGUCAAUUUGUGCUUUUGUGUAGUUUCAAGAAACAGUCUCAUUCGUAGCUAGUGUCGUUAAUUCAUACACCAAAAAACUAAGUCAGCUCAAGUCUGUAAUGCGAAAACACAGGCUGAGUGGACAUUGUAGUCAUCAGACUAAAGGCGGUUUUGCACCGCUUUUCGACAUAACCCACGUAGAUUGUAGUUGCACUAUUUUUUUAUUGCGAUAAACACUUGCCCUUAAGGCAUAAUUCUUGGUGCGUAUAUGUGUAUUAUAUGUGUGCUGUGAGGCCUGUAUUUUGUAUGAAUUGAAGCAGUGUUUUGUGGAAACUGUUGUCAUGUAUCCAGCGGUCAUAGCUGGUUGUCACACUCUAGCGGAGGCCGGCUUGCAGUAGGAGACGCAAGCGUUCCGAUUUUAAACCAGUACAUGUCCAUAUUAGGUGGUAUGCAUCUGCUUCCAUCACAGGAACGGAGCAGUAUGGACACGUAGCACCCAGUGGUAAAUACCACCAGUUCCACCUUGA